AUGGUUGACCGUGGCCUUGGAAAUCUUAGCCAAAGCUUCAUUCCCUUCUACGGCGAAGUUGCCACAAUCGACCAACCCGUCGGUUCCAGAGAUCUUCCUGCUGGAUGGGUCCCCGACAAAUGGUCGGUCGUCUGUGGCAGAGGACGUGAGCCCUUUGAACACGUCGGCAACAGACGUCUUCGAGUACUAGUAGACUGCCACAUGGAAAAGUACGAAAAAGCAACCACAAAGAUGAAGAAAUCCACAAUAGUGACUUCCAUUGUGGAAGCAGUUCGAAAUGGAUCAGAAGUUGGCGGCUUUGUCAAAAGGAAUCCAGUGAAUGGACAAUGGUUUGAAGUCGGGGAUGCCCUCGCCAGGGAGAAGGUUGGCCAAGCAUUACGCGAAGCCAUUGCCGCAAUGAACCCUUACAGAUACCAAACUAAGAAAGUUCGUCGUAAGCAAAAAACAGCGAUGUCAAGAGCCGGUGGCAUUGCAGCAUUUGAAAUUAGCAUGCUCAGGAGAGAUAUUGUAGUCGACCACGAGCUCGAGCAAGAGCUCGACCUGAGCAAAAGCGAUGGCAGUCACUCCGCUUCAGAAGAAGUAGCGGCACUUGACGAUGUGGAUAUUGAAGACACCUUUUGCAGCUCCAAUCAAACCAUUUGA
This is a messenger RNA of Seminavis robusta, 642 nucleotides long. The record is from the annotation of a GenBank genome assembly. Lineage: Eukaryota; Bacillariophyta; Bacillariophyceae; Naviculales; Naviculaceae.